GGGAUACGAUGUGCCGGUGUAGAUGUCGACAGCGUUGUCAGUCUUAUAAGAAGGCAGCAUGUGCAAACCCCAUGUCACGCAAUUCCAUAAUUUCUCUCUUUAUCAGCCUGUUGCUUCCUACUGGAAUACGUGCCAACUGGAUGUUUCUUGGAGUAUCAUCACUGAGUACCCUGCAUGGAGACACUUGCAAUGAAGUACCUGGAUUAGUGUGGAGGCAAAUAGAAGUAUGUCGUAACAAUCCUCAGACACUCUAUUGCAUCAGUGAAGGUGCUAGGAAAGGAAUUAUGGAGUGCAAAGCACAGUUUCGUUAUGAACGUUGGAACUGUACAACCCAACGGAAUCUUUCGGUGUUUGGACAAACUUUAACUAAAGGAAGCAAAGAAACAGCUUUCAUUUAUGCUAUUUUGAGCGCUGGCGUUGUACACGCCGUAACCCAGUCCUGUAGUGCUGGCAAUUUAACUGACUGUAGUUGUGACAUGAACCGAUAUGGCGAAAAGGAUGGUGAGGGCUGGGAAUGGGGAGGAUGCAGCGACAAUAUUCAUUACGGCACCUGGUUCUGUAAGAUGUUUGUGGACGCGCCCGAUGCAAAUUCCAAACGUGACACACGUAACCUCAUGAAUAUUCACAAUAAUGAAGUCGGCAGAAGGGUUGUUGAAAAGGAAAUGAAAAUGCAAUGCCGCUGUCAUGGAGUGUCAGGAUCAUGUGCGGUGAAGACUUGUUGGCGAAGUCUUCCAAUGUUCCACAAAAUCGGAGCACAUCUCAAGAAAUUAUAUGAAACUGCCGUGAUCGUUGUGUCCCGUUCACGGAAAAAAUUACGACGACGUGACAAAACUAAGCGUCACUUGCCUAUUCCCAAAGACAAACUUGUGCAUAUGCACCGUUCUAGAAAUUACUGUCGAACCGAUCCGAGCCGUGGUAUAACAGGCACAAGAGGACGCCUAUGCAACAAGACACUCGACGGUCCCGGAAGUUGUAGUCUUCUUUGUUGUGGUCGUGGUUACAAUACGCAAGUAGUACGAUACGUAAAUCGAUGUCACUGUAAAUUCCAUUGGUGUUGCUUUGUCACGUGCAAAUCAUGUGAAAGUAUGGUAGAUGUGCAUACGUGCAAGUAAUGAGGCAUAAUAUAUUGAAGACAACAACAGAUUGAGAAAUUAUAAUGACAAUUGUUAUCAUAAUUGUAACGCUUUUGUUUACAUCCACAAAAGCUCAGACAUUUCUUGGAGAGAGGUAUUAUAGAUACAGUCAAUUCUAGUAUGUAAUUGUUACAUAUUUUAAUUUAAAAACAUUUCUUAGAUAAAAGCACGCACACAUACA
This is a messenger RNA of Octopus bimaculoides (California two-spot octopus), 1314 nucleotides long. Its product is annotated as protein Wnt-16. Lineage: Eukaryota; Metazoa; Mollusca; Cephalopoda; Octopoda; Octopodidae. Gene Ontology annotation, biological process: canonical Wnt signaling pathway; multicellular organism development; neuron differentiation. Gene Ontology annotation, cellular component: extracellular region. Gene Ontology annotation, molecular function: cytokine activity; frizzled binding. The record is from RefSeq and is a predicted model, not a curated record.